Molecule: messenger RNA, 1256 nt
Organism: Cryptomeria japonica (Japanese cedar)
Lineage: Eukaryota; Viridiplantae; Streptophyta; Pinopsida; Cupressales; Cupressaceae
Product: bifunctional pinoresinol-lariciresinol reductase 2
Exons: 5
Coding region: 169-1122 (317 amino acids)
Molecular function (GO): oxidoreductase activity
Source: RefSeq, a predicted model, not a curated record
UUCUUUUUCCAAUUAAGAAAAUUUUGUUCGACUGCCUAAGGAGUCCUUGGAAAAUAGUUUUUCUGGACAAUGAUGUAAAGCGCCCCCCACCCACCUACCCAAAACAAAAUUCCUUCGUGAUGAUAUAAAGAAUUCAGUCAUUGUUCGUAUUCAGUGAAAGAUCCAAAGAUGGCAGAUACAGAGAAUUCCAAAAGCAGAGUUCUGAUAAUAGGAGGUACAGGACGCUUAGGCCAAAGGUUUGUGAGGGCAAGCUUGGCCUGCAGUCAUCCAACUUAUGUGCUUUUCCGUCCUCAAGCAGCUAACGAUCUUGCUAAAGUGGAUCUUCUCAUAUCUUUCAAGAAAGCCGGGGCUCACCUUCUCCAAGGUUCAUUGGAUGACCAUGAGAGCUUGGUGGCUGCUCUCAAGCAAGUGGAUGUUGUUAUAUCAGCUAUGGCAGGAACUAUGGUUAGAAAUGACAUACUUCAACAGCUGAAAUUGUUGGAGGCCAUUAAAGAAGCAGGCAAUAUCAAGCGUUUCCUCCCUUCAGAAUUUGGUGUGGAUCCAGAUAGAUUGGUGAAUUCUAUAGAGCCAGAAAAUCCAGUUAUGAUUGAUAAGAGAAAAGUAAGGCGUGCUAUAGAGGCAGCCAAAGUUCCCUACACCUACAUCAUGGCCAACUGCUUUGCAGGAAUCUUUUUAGGAGGCAUGGGACAGUUUGGACAAGGAUUUAUUCCUUCAACAGAAAGAGUGAGCUUAUAUGGAGAUGCAAAAACAAAAGUAAUAUGGGUGGACGAGGAUGACAUUGCAAGCUAUACAAUCAGAGCAAUAGAUGACCCUCGGACUGAGAAUAGAAAAGUCCAUAUUAGACCACCUGCAAAUAUUCUGUCACAGGGGGAGGUUGUAGAAAUAUGGGAAAAAAUUAUAGGCCACCCUUUGGAGAAAACUCAAAUAUCAGGAGAGGAUUGGCUGAAGACCAUAGAAGGUAAACCUCUUGAGAUACAGACUAUAAUUUCACAUGCCUAUGAGAUAUUCUAUGAAGGCUGUACAACUAAUUUUGAGAUUGGGGCUGAUGAAAAAGAAGCUUCUCAACUAUAUCAUGAUGUCAAGUAUACUAGCGUGGAAUCCUACUUGAAGCUAUAUGUCUAAUGGAAGUCUCUCAAUUGACUUACCAUGCUAAUAAUUCUCGUUUUCCUCGAGUGUUAUGCAUCUUUUUGUUAUUGUAAUGUUAACAAAAAAUAUCAAAUCAAAUUCUAAUGGUAGAAGAGCUGCUUUAUUUUUUA